This is a messenger RNA of Pygocentrus nattereri (red-bellied piranha), 6536 nucleotides long. Its product is annotated as zinc finger protein 525-like. The record is from RefSeq and is a predicted model, not a curated record. Lineage: Eukaryota; Metazoa; Chordata; Actinopteri; Characiformes; Serrasalmidae. The transcript is spliced from 3 exons. Bases 305 to 1171 code for a protein of 288 amino acids.
GAAACAGUAACAAGAGCUGAACUGCUGAAGGUAGGAAGCUGUCCCGACGCUUUAACACUCGCCGUUCUUCAUUCACGGAAACAGCUGGAGAUAUAUUUGAGCUCUGACAAUUCAGAGACUGAGAUUUCAGAUUCAAGAACUGAUUUUCAGCAGAGAUCUGCAUGAAGCUUUGUUAAUGGAAAUGACUGGCAUUCUGUUUCAAGUUCUGCUCCUAAGGUCCAACUUCCGACACUGUUCAAACAUACUUCCAUAAACAUCCAGUUAGAGUAGUGUUAAGCUGCUAAAACAAAGUAAAUAUAAGAAUAUGGCCUCCAGAAGACAUUCUGGCACUCAGCAAACAUCAUCUGGUACCCUGCACAUGAACUCAUCUCUCAGACAAACAGAGAAAAACAGCAAGAAGAGAACUCACUACUGCUUAGAAUGUGGAAGGAGAUUUAAUCGUCAGAGUAAUCUCCAGCAACACCAGCGCAUUCACACGGGAGAGAAGCCCUAUCAAUGUACAGAGUGUAGGAAGAGUUUUACUGUACAAACUACUCUCCAAAUACACCAGCGCAUUCACACAGGAGAGAAGCCAUAUCACUGCUCAGAGUGUGGGAAGUGUUUUAAUCAUAGGAGUACUCUCCAGCAACACCAGCGCAUUCACACAGGAGAGAAGCCGUAUCACUGCUCAGAGUGUGGAAAGAGUUUUAGUCAGCAGAGUCAUCUGAAACAACACCAGCUGAUUCACAAAGAAAAGAAGCUAUAUGAGUGCUCAGAGUGUAGAAAGAGUUUUACUCUACAAAGUCAUCUUCAACAACACCAGCGCAUUCAUACCGGAGAGAAGCCGUAUGACUGCUCAGAAUGUGGGAGAAGCUUUAAUCGACAGAGUACUCUCCAAGAACACCAGCGCAUUCACACAGGGUUUAAACCAUAUUACUGUUCAGAGUGUGGGAAGAGUUUUACCCAACAGAGUUCUCUCCAUCGACACCAGCGCAUUCACACAGGAGAGAAGCCGUAUCACUGCUCAGAGUGUGGGAAGAGUUUUACUCAGCUGUGUCAUCUCCAAGAACACCAGCGCAUUCACACAGGAGAGAAGCCAUAUCACUGCUCAGACUGUGGGAAGAGCUUCAGGUAUUUAAAGACUGCAACAACACACAAGUGCACGAGGAGCAGUGGUGGAAAUGGGCUGUAAUGAGUGUAACCAUAACACCUUUUUGAGAGUCUAGAGGGAAUUGUGCUUCCAGCCCAGAUUUAAAAAUCAAUAUCACUGUUUUUAGAGGAGAAAACACCUAUUGUUAUUACAUGCUGUUUCUAAAGCAUGAGCUUAAAAUGACAACAAUUUGUGGUACUGCAAUGACCCUUAAACUUGCAGCAGAGAACAUUUAUCUGUGCUGGGCAGAACUGAACAGCUUUGUAAUGGAGAUACUGAACUUUCAAGGACUGCAAGACAACAAACUGAAAAUAGGCAACAGCUGGUGUUUUCAGAAUCACUUUAUUUUGUUAUGUGUGUUGAAUAUACAAGGAAUCGGUCAUAGUGAGUGCACACAUGUAUGCCAUGUAACAUACUAAACAGACCAGAAAAUACACCGACUAUGAGACAUAUUAAAAAAAGAAAAACAAGUAAGGGUGGUUUGUUUGUUGUUCAUAGUGAGUAUGUGCUUUAGCAUUUAAGCAUAUAAUGUUCAUGUUUUUUUUUAUAUGUUUUAUAUGCCUGUAUUUCUUUUGUAUGAGGUUUGUUUGAAAGGAAAGAGACUGAAGUACUUGUGUACUUGUGUUUGUGAUGCUCUCUGUGUCAGUAUUACAGCAAUGAAGAAGCACUUCACUGAGUAUAUCUUCUUCUACCAGAAUGGUUGAAUUGUGAAUGUGAGUCAUCCAUGAAGAGCUGUAUCGGAGAAUGUUAUAAUCUAAUAAUAACUUGAUAAUGAUGAUGAUGAUAAUAAGAGCUAGACUAAGUUAGCUGCUUAACUAGUUGCCUAACAAAUAAAUAGCACAUGAAGCAAAUGUAGCUGCACACUACACUUACUAGUGGUAUUUCUAUCAAAUCUUACACCGCAUUCCAAAUUAUUAUGCAAAUGAUAUUUUUCCCCGAUUUUCCUAAAUGGUCGAUGCAAAUGAGUCAGUAUAAUAAAAGUCAUCACCCGUUAGAGUAUAAAUUGAAUUUUAUUGAACAAACCUCCCAAUGAUAACAGUAUAUUCUUCAAAAAUAAAAAAAACUCAAAAUGCACUGUUCCAAAUUAUUAUGCACAGCAGAGUUUCAAAACAUUUUAUAGGUUGUAAAAAACUGAAAAUGGUCAUUUGUUGAAUUUGCAGCAUUAGGAGGUCACAUUCACUGAAAUCAAAAGCUAUUUCAAUCAAAAACAUCCUAACAGGCCGGAUUACAUGUUAACGUAGGAACCCUUCUUUGAUAUCACCUUCACAAUUCUUGCAUCCAUUGAACUUGUGAGUUUUUGGAGAGUUUCUGCUUGAAUUUCUUUGCAUGAUGUCAGAAUAGCCUCCCAGAGCUGCUGUUUUGAGGUGAACUGCCUCUCACCCUCAUAUAUCUUUUGCUUGAUGAUACUCCAAAGGUUCUCUAUAGGGUUGAGGUCAGGGGAGGAUGGUGGCCACACCAUGAGUUUCUCUCCUUUUAUGACCAUAGCAGCCAAUGACACAGAGGUAUUCUUUGCAGCAUGAGAUGGUUCAUUGUCAUGCAUGAAGAUGAUUUUGCUCCAGAAGGCACGGUUCUUCUUUUUGUACCAUGGAAGAAAGUGGUCAGUCAGAAACUCUAUAUACUUGCCGAGGUCAUUUUCACACCUUCAGUGAUUCUGGCCCAAAACAUGACUCUGCCACCUCCUUGCUGACGUCGUAGCCUUGCUGGGACAUGGUGGCCAUCCACUACUCUAUCCAUCUGGACCAUCCAGGGUUGCACAACACUCAUCAGUAAACAAGACUGUUUGGAAAUUAGUCUUCAUGUAUGUCUAGGCCCACUGCAACCGUUUCUGCUUGUGAGCACUGGUUAGGGGUGGCCGAAUAGUAGGUUUAUGCACCACAGCAAGCCUUUGAAGGAUCCUACACCUUGAGGUUCGCGGGACUCCAGAGGCACCAGCAGUUCAAAUACCUGUUUGCUGGUUUGUAAUGGCAUUUUAGCAGCUGCUCUCUUAAUCCGAUGAACUUGCCUGGCAGAAACCUUCCUCAUUCUGCCUUUAUCUGCAAGAACCCAUCUGUGCUCUGAAUCAGCCACAAAUCUCUUCACAGUUUUCGUGAAAUAUCUAAUGUUUUCAUACCUUGUCCAAGGCAUUGCACUAUUUGAUGCUUUUCGGCAGCAGAGAGAUCAUUUUCCCAUGUCGCUGGAAACCUGUGGCCUGCUUAAUAAUGUGGAACAUCCUUCUUAAGUAGUUUUCCUUUAAUUGGGCUCACCUGGCAAAUUAGAGGAGAUAAUAUAAUAAAUAGUAAAGAUAAAUAAUUAUCACAGGUGUCUAAGAUUGAUUUCAGUGAUCCAAAGAGCCCUGAGACACAAUACCAUCCAUGAGUUUAAUUGAGAAACAAAAAAAUGUAUCUUUAUGACACUUCAAUGCAAUUUGCAUAAUAAUUUGGAACGUGGUGUAAUAAUAGAAUAAAGAGUGAUUCAAUAAGAUUAAUCCGAUUUCAAAAGUGAUAUAUUUAAUGUAAAUCACUUGUAAAUCAUUACAGAACAAUGCAGCAAAUUGUAAAAGGUUUAAGUGAGCAUAAAGUUUCUUAUGUAAUUUUACAAGUGCUAAAUAUGAUCUCUUCCAGCUGUGUGGACAACAUUGACGAGAUAGUCAAAUGCAUUCCAUGCUCGACUGAGCAAACAGAAUCCUUAACGUACCCCCAUGAAAAAUCACAUUGCACAGUUAUGACAGAUUCACUCUUAUUGAAGUGCAGAAUGCAAAAUGCGUUCUGCUCAGGGGUCAUCAGACAUCUUCUGGUGACAGUCAGAAAUUCUAUGAUUCCCUCUUUCAAUUUAUAUGUGAUUGGUUCCUAAGCACCUCACGGUUGUAAAAAUAUGCCACUUUGAAAUCGGAUGAAUCUUUUUGAAUCACCCUGUAUAAUAGUAUCAAAUCUUUGAAAUAGAAUGGAAUAGUAGAAUUUUCAGGACAUUAAUGUUAAAACUACUGGUCAGGUGUUGAAUGGACACAGAACCCAUAACCAAUUCAUUUAAAUUCUGAUUGUAUCAUUUUUCAACCUGAAAUAUCUUUGAGUAAGUUUAAUCUUAUAUUCAUUUAAUAUUAAUUUGUUGCUACUCAAACCUAAUUAUUUUCUAUUUAUGCGCACCAAGUGAUUUUCUUAGUGAUAAAUAUUUAUAUCUGUUAGUGCAUAGUAGAUGUUUACAUAUUUUAGUAUAUUUACAUCUGUUUUUAUCUUGGAAUUCCUCACUUUACAACACUAAACUAUUCAUUUUGACAUCUAAAGUUUUCAUAUUGUUUGUGUAAAUGUAUCAGCGGCUAUUUUAUCAUAUUGUUAGCUUCAGUGGUGAAUAUACCUCACGUUUGAUUGCUCUGCAUGCUAAACUGGUAACAGCAUCCUUAAAAUAAUUCCUAUUUUGCUCCUUUUUUGAGUUGUUCAGAUUAUUUUUAAUGUAACACUAAUUCUACUUCAGGAGUUAUUCAGUAUUCUUUCUGACCAAAUAAAGUAAAGGAAUUUAUUACAAAUGGAGGUGGACAGGAAUCCGUGGUCCCUGAACAUGCCCACUGACCCUUCACACUGUACCAGAUACAUAGUUAAAGGAAGGAAAGCAUGUUAAGCGAAGGCAGGAGGGCUGCAGUCUCUACUGAGUGAACAGAAGUUUAGUUCUAACAGCUCUAUCAAAUAAUAAAGCAUGCUGCAUAUGAGCAGAUCUGAGUAACUACACAAUGAAUACAUCUGUCCUGGAAGUGCAGAUAAGACAUGCUCACACAUGAAAGAGACCAAUGGAGACUAGCAUGCAGUUCAAAACCUGCUACAAACAGAGAAGUAAGUUCUCAAUACAAAUUCAGGGCCUGAAAUAGGUGCAUCAUGACUUCAAACUGGUUGUUUACAGUAUGGACGCAUAAUAGGUGCACCUCAAAGGAGUCAUUGCACCUCAUUACAAUUGCUUUGACCACUCAGUGAAUGUGGAAUGAGGAGGGACUGAGGUAAAGGGUGAAAGGUGGAGGAGUUAAAUUGGGAAAAUGUAAAGUAUGGAAAAAAAGAAGGAAUGAGUAAGAGGAUCCAGGUAUAUUCAGAAAUGCAAGCAGGUGAGGGGUAAAAAAAACUGUCAGCCCAGUGUCAAAUUAAACAUUAAAUGUGAUUUUCGAAACCAAUGAAUAAGUUUCUAUUUAUGUAAAGGAGAAAUAUAUUGAGAGCUGGCAUUUUCACCUUUCUCUACCACAUCACCUUAGAAAAGCUAAGCAAGCUAUGUUGACCAACACACAACUACCAUACCUUUAGUUAACAUUAUUGAUCAUUGUCUGAGCUGGUCCUGACAGCCCUGUGCAAAAUACUCCUACCUGAUACUUCAUCCAUGUAAACUAUUUGCAAACACCACACAGUCACACCUGAAACCCCAGUGCUCGCACUACAAUCCUCCCUCCUUUUCUCCAUUUGUCUUUCUAAGAAUAAGCAGACUUGUACAGAACACAAUGAGGUACAAACAAACAAUUUUUAAAAAUUUUAAUAAUUAAGAAAAAAUAAGUUUUGAGUGCUGAGACUGAUCACAGUGUACUCCAUUAGUGCAUAUUUACACAUCUUUCUGGAAUAAGGCUUACAUUAAAUUGCCUGCAUUUCAUGGUUAGAUGAUUAUAAAAGACUUCCUAGUUUAUCUGUUUCCAAUAAAGUGGUUUAGAAUCCCUGAAAGGCUCUGCAGAGUUUGUUACUGUUUAAUUAAAUCUGUUUUUGGUUUUGGCCUUAAAAAUAUUCUUGAUUAAGAGUUAAAAUAACAGGUAGAUUGCUCAAUUAAUAAUGUAAUUUUUAAUCACAGCUCCACAACAUUAGCUUAAAUAAACAAACAUUGCAGACAGUAAACAUUACGCUUGUCACACAUUUGACGAACUCUCAGACUGAGACGGACUUCAUUUCCCAGACUCCUCUGGGAGAUCAUAUGACACAAUAGCUUCAUUGUUUGAGUAUUGCUUACUCGAGAACUUACUCAGCAUUUAUACUGAUUGCAUUUUCCUGAUUUUUGGCCUUUACCUUGUCCCUCUUGUACUUUUGCCCUGGGUAUCUGAUCUGUGAUUUGGAACCUUUUUUCCUGCUUUUUUGACUAUGUCUUUUGCCUUGCCCUUUUGUUUUUGUCCGCCUGGUGUUAUGAUCACCAUUGUGACCAUUAAUAUCAUUAAUAACAACAGCUGUUUAUCCAGCUAUGAUUUUCUUUACUGUGAUGUACUCCUAAUUAUAAUUACUUCAUACACAAUCGGACACAUUGUCAUGGUUACACUCUGGAUAUGGUUAUCUCAAAGGGUCUUAACAUAUCAGCCACUUUUAACAAUGUUGCUUUAUCAGAUCAUUACUAUUUUCUUUGAAACAUGGGAUUCACUAGACAUAAAGACCAGACUACACCAGAUACACUUUUUACUAAUAAAAUGUGCUCUGCACCUUGCAAGCCA